CAGUUGUCUGCAAUGCCCCCAACUUGGGCUGAAGUUGGGAGCUAGGAACUCUGUUCAGAUCGCCCAUCUGGGUGGUAGCAGCACAGUCAUGUAGGCCACCACCUGCUGCAUCUCAGAAUCUGCAGUAACAGGAAGCUGGAUUCAGGAACCCCAGGCAGGCAUUAACCCCCUCCCAGUUUGGCCUUCACCCCCACCAGUGACCAAAGACUUGACCACUCGAAGUCCAGCUCCCAAGAACGUUGCUCGACAUGGACACCGGUGUGAUUGAAGGUGGAUUAAAUGUCACUCUCACUAUUCGGCUACUUAUGCAUGGCAAGGAAGUUGGCAGUAUCAUCGGAAAGAAAGGAGAAUCUGUUAAGAAGAUGCGCGAGGAGAGCGGUGCACGGAUCAACAUCUCAGAGGGGAAUUGUCCUGAGAGAAUUAUCACUUUGGCUGGACCCACUAAUGCCAUCUUCAAAGCCUUUGCUAUGAUCAUUGACAAACUGGAAGAGGACAUCAGCAGCUCUAUGACCAACAGCACAGCUGCCAGCAGACCUCCGGUUACCCUGAGGCUCGUGGUUCCUGCAAGUCAGUGUGGCUCUCUCAUUGGAAAGGGUGGUUGCAAGAUCAAGGAAAUACGAGAGAGUACAGGGGCUCAGGUGCAGGUGGCAGGGGACAUGCUCCCCAACUCAACUGAGCGCGCCAUCACUAUUGCUGGCAUUCCUCAGUCCAUCAUUGAGUGUGUUAAACAGAUCUGCGUGGUCAUGUUGGAGACUCUCUCCCAGUCCCCCCCGAAGGGCGUGACCAUCCCGUACCGGCCCAAGCCGUCCAGUUCUCCGGUCAUCUUUGCAGGUGGUCAGGACAGGUACAGCACAGGCAGCGACAGUGCGAGCUUUCCCCACACCACCCCGUCCAUGUGCCUCAACCCUGACCUGGAGGGACCACCUCUAGAGGCUUAUACCAUUCAAGGACAGUAUGCCAUUCCACAGCCAGAUUUGACCAAGCUGCACCAGUUGGCAAUGCAACAAUCCCAUUUUCCCAUGACGCAUGGCAACACCGGAUUCAGUGGCAUUGAAUCCAGCUCUCCAGAGGUGAAAGGCUAUUGGGCAGGUCUGGAUGCAUCUGCUCAAACUACUUCUCAUGAACUCACCAUUCCAAAUGAUUUGAUUGGCUGCAUAAUCGGGCGUCAAGGCGCUAAAAUCAAUGAGAUCCGUCAGAUGUCUGGGGCGCAGAUCAAAAUUGCGAACCCAGUAGAAGGAUCUACUGACAGGCAGGUUACCAUCACCGGAUCUGCUGCCAGCAUUAGCCUGGCUCAGUAUCUAAUCAAUGUCAGUUUAGAAAACGCUAAACCCUCCUCCCAGGCAGCCUCCGUCACGAUCCCUGAUCACCUCAGCAUCAACCUCUCUCAACCCUCCACCCCUUCUUCUUCUUCUUCCUCCUCCACCACCACCCCCUCGCUCGCCACAGCGGGGACCUCCGACGCACCCUCCAGCCUCCCCAACCCUCUUCCGACCGCCCCUUGUGUCUCCAGUCUGCUUGGCAUGAAACCCAUCCCUCUCCUGGCUCUAAAUGUUGUGUCUGCUGCUAAGGGUACCGGGGCUUCAGCUGCCACCACCACCACCUCUGCGGUGCCAUGUGUAACUAACAAACUGAAAGGCGAAAAACAGAGAUUCUCCCCCUACUGAUUGCGUAUCUUGAGGUACCUCCUCAAGUGUUUUCUUGGUUCAUUUUUAUUUCCUUUGUUAACAUUGGUGAGAACCCAAAUAUUGUGAGCUUGUGAUCAUUUCCUUUUUACUACUUGGGGUAGGGUGGGGUGGGGUGGGGAAAACUGGGAGGGGGUGGGGGACAGUGGUAACCUUUGUCUAGGUUAGGCCGGUUCCGCUGAGUGCCUGUUUCAGAGGCUGACUUGUUGAAUUCUUUAUCUAUAGAGCCACAGUUCUUGCUCUUCUUUCCCAAUUCUGUUGUGGGUUUUUUAUUUGUUUUUGUAGCUUUAUUCUGCUUUGGAAUAUAACAAUGUGUUAGGCUCUGUGUUAAUGAAUAAAAGCUUCUCCGUUAAACCCCCUCCUUUUUAAAAAAAAGUUAUUUAAUGGUUAAGCUAUCAAUAGGCCUUGGUCAUAUUUGUGUUUCUAGCUGUAAUAAAGUUGCCACACUAAGAACCUUAGUUCACCGUGUGCUGUGAAGGGUAAAAGGGGUGGGAACUUGUGGCUGCUCACUGUAGGGAGUCUGUACACCUGGCUGGGGCCUGUUUGUAUCCCUGGUUAAUUUUUAGAAUUCUUUGUCAGUCAGUAUUCCCACCAAAAGCACUGGCCUUGGCAGUGGAGCUUGAGGGGCCUUCCUAAUUGGCAGGAAGCGUCAAUACAGAACAGCUUCUCUUGGUUCCCUCAUUUUGUCAGCAGCAGCAGCCGAGCUACAGAUACAGCCCUGCUGCUGUGUGCUCUGGGGAGUGAUUACUGUGAGGAGUUUGUCCAAGGUGCACAGACACAUGAAUUCACUUCACCUAGAAUGGUGGGGUAAGGUUUGAUCAAUUGGAUGGGCAGAUUUUGUCUCCAUUCCUCCAAGUUCAGAAGUUAAUGAAGGCUGAGAGAGCAUCUGAAACCAGCUAUAAAUGAUCAACUGAAUUCCUUUAACUUCCUACCUCCUCCUGCCUUCCCUUCUCUGCGCCAAUAUUGGAAUGAGUAAGAAAUCACGUUUUUAGAUUUAAGAGGAACUUUAGGGAUCAGCUAAUCAGUAACUCAUCAGUUCACACUUAAGAGGUAAACUCCCCAAGAGAGGUUGAAGUUGUAGAUCACAGAAAUGCCUAAAUGAGUGCUUUGCUUCUGCUUACCUCCCUGAAUGAAACCUUAUUUUCUUCCCCUACUAUGGGAAUGGGUCUCUAGAAAUUGACACAUGGAAUGCCAAAGGUUGUUGAUCUUCCCCUGUCCAACGGGGUGUUGAAAGCCUCCUACACUUAGCAAGGCAUGUGGAGAUUUUUUUCCUUGACCGAGCUUCCCACAUUCCAUCCCCUUCCUGUUAAAGCUAACUGCCUGUGCAUCUCCCCUGUGUCAUCUCUGGGAUUGUGGUUCUUCCACACCACACACCAAAUGGGGCCUUCAUGUGGUACAUGCCCCAGGCUGCAUGAACCUGAAGGGGGUGGGUCUCCCUGUCCUGCUUAGGAGUUUAAUUCCUCUUUUGCCAUGCGGACCCUCCCUUGGUAGUCUCCUUCCUAGUUAGGACUUAAUCAUGCUGAUACCAUCUCCCCCCAGGGACCUGGUUUUUAUUUAUCUAAUUCUUGAUUGGAAGGCCUCUUAACCUAAUGAAUAUUCUCUAAAGAAGGAUUGCUGGGAAGGAAUCCAGAUGUUUAAGGGGCUGCUACAUCACCACUUUCAAAGGUACUUGGUGUUAAUUUUUUUAAAGCUUAGAGCUCCCUCAUGUGGUCCUUCUGUCCUAGAGCUCCCUGACAUUUUGGUUCGCUUCUCCCCUCUCCUUCCUCACCCUACGUCACAGUCUGGGGGCAAGAGUGCUUCUUACCUUUUGGAUGAGCUCUUGAUUCUUUUGGAUUCUAGGCAAAGAUAGUACCCAGCAAUUCCUUUCUUUGACUAUUUCCAUUUCCACAGAACCCUUUCAUUUAGGCCCCACUGUAUCUUCCCCGAGAUUAUUCUAUUUUUAAGGUUGGAGGCAAGAGUCUACCUCAUUUUUAAGAUCUAAAUAUUUACCUUCAUGCAGUGAUGGAGAAAAUUUUUAAAAAUAAGUCUGUAUUUCAAAAACUUUCAUUUUCUGGCCCUAGGCUUUUGGCUACUUGGGUCGGCGUUUGGAUUUUCAUUGUUCACAGGAUGCAGAUGGUGGACUGUGCUCUUUUGGCCAGAUAGAACAAAUAGGUUACAGUGGUCAGUUUAAAAUCAUUAUGAAGUGAUGUACACAUUACAAAGUGUAGCUGCCUACCUGAUGUAUUGGAAAGUAUUCUGCAUGCCCAGGUACCUUUCCCUCAAAGCCCCAAAUUUGAUUCAUGGGCCUCAGAUACAUAUCUGAACCAGAAAGACAUCAACAAAAUGAGCCAGGGAAU
Ochotona curzoniae (black-lipped pika) is the source of this 4018-nucleotide messenger RNA. RefSeq names its product poly(rC) binding protein 2 (gene PCBP2). NCBI's taxonomy places the organism in Eukaryota, Metazoa, Chordata, Mammalia, Lagomorpha, Ochotonidae. The transcript is spliced from 15 exons. The record is from RefSeq and is a predicted model, not a curated record. Gene Ontology annotation, biological process: regulation of RNA metabolic process; regulation of gene expression. Gene Ontology annotation, molecular function: single-stranded DNA binding; mRNA binding. Gene Ontology annotation, cellular component: cytoplasm; nucleus; nucleoplasm. The coding region runs from base 249 to 1664 and encodes 471 amino acids.